Molecule: messenger RNA, 1638 nt
Organism: Capsicum annuum
Lineage: Eukaryota; Viridiplantae; Streptophyta; Magnoliopsida; Solanales; Solanaceae
Product: zinc finger MYM-type protein 1-like
Exons: 3
Coding region: 1-1638 (545 amino acids)
Source: RefSeq, a predicted model, not a curated record
AUGGAACAUGUUGUGGAACCUGUUUCAUUCACUGUGUUCAUCAUCAAAACUUCAACUGGUUUUCCUAACAGGGUUCAAUUAAAUGCUUCAAUUGAUGUGGUCCAAUUUCUUCUAAAUCAUGGUUUAGCACUCCGUGGUCAUGAUGAAAGUGAAUCAUCCUUGAAAAAAGGUAAUUUUCUUGAAAUUGAAACAAUCAAAGCUAUAAUAAAGGAUUUAGAUGGUGACUACUUUUCUUUGUUGGUUGAUCAAUCAAGAGACGUAUCACGCAAAGAGAAAAUGGCUAUUUGCUUACAAUUUGUUGAUAAAAAGAGAUUUGUGAUGGAAGCAUUCAUUGGACUUGUUCAUGUUAAAGAUACUAGUUCUUUAUCUCUAAAAAAAGCAAUUGUGAAUGUUGCUCACCGUUCUUUAACUUUAGAUUAUGUACGAGGGCAAUGCUAUGAUGGGGCAAGAAAUAUGCGAGGUGAGUUAGGUGAUCUUAAAACAUUAAUUAGACAGGAAAGUAGAUCGGAUCACUCCGUUCAUUGUUUUGCUCAUCAACUUCAAUUGACUCUUGUUGUGGUUUCUAAAAAGUGUGUUCAAAUACAAGAACUUGUAUUAUUGACUUCAAAUAUUUUAAAUGUGUUGGGGGCUUCCUUUAAAUGUGUGGAUGAAUUUCGAGAAUCUCAAAAAGAAAAACUCCAAGAGGCAUUAGAUAUGGGUGAGCUAGAAAUGGGUAGAGGUUUGAAUCAAGAACUUGGUCUUAUUAAAGUCGGUGACACUCGUUGGGAAUCUCACUACAAGUCGUUUGGAAACUUUAUUAGUAACUUUGCCUUCAUUGUUGAUAUACUUGACUCUCUUGUUGAAAAUGCAAGUACUUCGGAAGAAAAAGCUAGUGCAUUAGGAUUUCUUAGAAGUUAUCAAACUUUUGAGACCAUUUUCUUGUUGCAUUUGAUGACUGAUGUUUUAGGAAUCAUAAAUGAUCUUAAUAUGUCAUUACAGAAAAAGGAACAGGAUAUUGCUAAUGCCAUGAUUCUUGUACAAGUAGCAAAGAGAAUAUUGCAAGCAUUACGAGAUAAUGAAUUUGAUCCUAUUUUAAAAAAGAAUGUUGGUUGGGAUUCGCUCAAAGAAAAGAUUGAGCUACAAAAACUUAAUGACCAUUUUAAUGAGGUGACAAGUGAUUUGAUUAAUGGUGUAGCUUGCUUGAAACCAAUUGAUACAUUUUCUAGUUUUGACAUCCAAAAGAUAUUGGUCAUGGCUAAAUUAUAUCCUAAUAACUUUGAUGAAUUCAACAUGGGGGUUCUUGAGAAUCAAAUUGUUAAUUAUAUUAUUGAUGUUCGUGAUAUUGAUAAAAGAUUCUUCAAUUUAGACGAACUUGGGAAACUUUCAAGAAAGUUGGUUGAGACAAAGAAGCAUUUAACCUAUCCUCUUGUAUUUCUUUUAGUGAAGUUUGCUUUGCUUCUACCUGUUGCCACUGCAUCAGUUGAAAGAGCUUUUCCGGCAAUGAAGUAUAUCAAGAAUGAUUUGCAAAAUCGAAUGGAUGAUGAAUUCUUAGAUGGUUGCAUAGUGCCUUAUGUAGAAAAAAGAGUAUUUAAGAAUAUUUCUAAUGAGUGUAUUAUAGAAAUAUUUCAAGGGAUGAAGCGUCGCCGAAUGCACUUGUAA